GGGCUCAGUCAAGUUUUGUGAGUGGAGACGAGCGCAUCAACCAGGAGCGUGUUGCACCGCUAGCUACCCGUUCGGCUUUCCUCCCCCAUUUUGUGGACAUUUUAUGUGCAUUCUUUGCCUGAAGAGGAAAUAUUAACCGAGUCGAGUGACCUGUAAAGUGCCCUCACUUUAACACAAGCCCCCCCUUCCCCUAGGAAUCUGGAAACCGAACAUGGACGGCUUCUACGACCAGCAGGUCCCGUUCAUGGUCCCGCCCAGCUCUCAUGUGGAGGAACACGGCAGGGUCUACAAUGACAGGAAGAGGAAGUUUGUAGACACUGAGCUCGCCCAGGACACGGAAGAACUCUUCCAAGAUCUCAGUCAGCUGCAGGAUAUCUGGAUUGCAGAGGCCCAGGUGCCAGAUGAUGAGCAGUUCGUGCCAGACUUCCAGUCAGAUAGCUUGAUGUUUCAUGGACCGCCACUAACCAAGAUCAAACGUGAGCUCACUCCCUCCAAAGAGCUGUCCCCUUGUCACCAGGAUAGGAGUCCCAUGCCCUAUGGAGAGAAGUGCCUUUACAGUUACAGUGCCUGCGACAGGAAUUCCACUCCUGGCUUCAAACCAUUAACCCCUCCCUCCACGCCAGUGUCUCCAUGUGGGUCCACCAGCACAGCUGGAGCACGCACCCUCAACGAACCAAGUCCUCCCCCAUCUACCAAUGUAACCAGCCUGAACCAUGGAGCAAGGCCGGUGCAUGUUCCGCAGCAGCAACAGCCCCUCACACAGAGUGCGGGCCUGCGAAACCAGCCGCCACUAUCUGUCCACAGCCCACCGUUUGCCGUGCCGUGUGCUGUAAUCGGUCAGGAUGCCAAUAACUUCCCACCAGAGCACAGGUUCCAAAGGCAGUUGUCAGAACCAUUGCUACCUUUUCCCCCGUCAGAGAGUCAAGGGCGGCCACACUUCUUGCCCCAGCUGGCGAACAACAACGGUCGGCCACUGUACCAUCGGCAAAUGUCCGAACCACUCGUGGCCGUACCGCCGCGUUGCUUCAAACAAGAACUCAUUGACCCGAGAUACACAGAGCAGGGCGUUCCCAGCGUAGGCCCGCCAGCUCCCUCGCAGCAGGCGUCGUUUCACCCCGCAGCCAUCAAGCAGGAACCCCGCGACUUCUGUUUCGAUUCCGAGGUGCCCAACUGUCACUCAUCCUUUGGGAGAGCGGGGAGCUACUACCAAAAUAACCAUGAAAGCUUCCCCUUCGACAGAGAUCCCCAACUCUACUUUGACGAUACCUGUGUUGUCCCUGAAAGAUUGGAAGGAAAGGUAAAGCAGGAGCCCUCCAUCUAUCGAGACGGGCCCCCAUACCAGCGCCGUGGCUCGCUGCAACUCUGGCAGUUCCUGGUCACUUUGCUGGACGAUCCAGCCAAUGGACACUUUAUUGCCUGGACAGGCCGGGGAAUGGAAUUCAAGCUCAUUGAACCUGAAGAGGUGGCUCGCCGCUGGGGCAUCCAGAAGAACAGACCGGCCAUGAACUACGACAAGCUGAGCCGCUCACUGCGUUACUACUAUGAGAAGGGCAUCAUGCAGAAGGUAAAGGUGGCCGGAGAGCGGUACGUGUACAAGUUUGUGUGUGACCCCGAGGCCCUCUUCUCCAUGGCCUUCCCUGAUAACCAGAAGCCAAACCUGAAGGUCGACAUGGACAGCCUGCCCAGCCUAGACGAUGACACUGUGCCCCUCACUCACUAUGAGGAGAACGCUACCUACUUGCUGGACAGCGGAGAUCAUUGCGUUGCUGGCUUGCCCUUCCCUGACAGUUGCAGCUACUGAACUAACACAGCAAAAAUAUGCCCAAAGUCUUUUGACGCUUGUCAAAUUCAGAGGUGGACUGACGAACUGGCUUCCAGGGACCUUUAUGGAUGUCCUCCCUGACUGAUUUGCGGACAAAAAUUGAUCCAUCGCUACAAUGCACCAGUGUAAAAGAUGCAAACACGCAGAAGGUCAGAGGAUUGAUGUACUUCAACUCUCGCGCCCUCCUCCGCAGCGGAAAGAGGCAAGGCCUCAAGACUUCUAAUAUUACGUAAAGAAGACAACACUCCUUGACUCUGGAUCGACAAGAGUAGUGUCUGUGAUUUUUUUAUUUUGUGACAAUCCAGUUUUCCUAAACUACGAAAAGAAAUCCAAAAUUUAACCAGACUUCAUAAAUGCAGCACUGUUUUAGAGUUGCCUGUUAGUUUAUCGCUCUAUUUUUUUUUUUUUUUUUUUGAGAUAUUGCAGAAAAUUUGGCCGAAAAUAGCUAAAAUUGCAUCAUCAGUUUUCAGUUUUGAAGACCAAAAGUUUACCACUGAAUAGUGUGAAGAACCUUAGUCCUCUUAUUAUUACGUCAUCAAAACAUGGCUAGACGCAACACGUUUUCUGAUGCUAUCUCGCCAACACUACUGGCUCACAGCCAACAUGUCCCUGGUUUGGAAAAUACUUCCAAAUUGAGGACAUGUUUGCUCUCUACAAAUUCAAGACCGUGGACAUGUUAGCUGUGAGCCAUUAGUGUUAGCAUCGCCUUGUUUUGAUGACGUCAAGUCAAAAGGAGUACGGGCUGAUUUAUGUCUCUGCGUUCCGUUAACAGCAGAGCGACGGCGUAGACCUUAUGUCAUCAUUGAGCAUUUGAAGUUCUGCGUCAAGGGAACGCAUUGCUCUGUAAUACACUGCCAAGCAACUAGAGGGGUGUGGCUUUGUCUUUGUACAGUUUUGGGGAACUCUUGUGGAAUUUCUUUCGUUUUCCUCCGGUCAUCGACGGAAUGGUAAUAGAGAUGGAACGUGUUUAUUUGCAGCUGCAGCUAAUCAAUACUGAACAAAAAAUGUUGUUAAUACAAAUGUUGAAGCGAAAGCGACACAGAAGACAUUUGCAAAUGUUUGAAAACGGCGGUGUUGCUGCGCUGAACCGGAAACAACGUUCUGAGCGGACCAAUCACAGUCCUUUGACGUCACGUGACGCGUAGUUAGGAUUAUAUGGAGGCGUAGGUCAUGCUACGGCGUAGUGUCAUAAAUCAGGUCUGCAUUAACGUCGUAGGUCCGCCGUCACCACAAUGCAGAAGCAUAAAUCAGCCUUAAGGGUCUUCACACUAUUUGGUGGUAAUAUUUCGAUCUUCAAAACCAAAAUCCGAUGAUGCAUUUUUAGCUAUUUUCUGUGACAUCUCUACCGAUAAUGCAUUUUCACCUAUUUUCAGUCACAUCUGUAGUUUUUAUGUUUUGGAACCUAAGUUAUAACAUCAAUCAAAGGGCUGUGAAUUGCAUCAAUAUAUUGUCCAGCAACCCUAAUUUGAACUAACAAUCAUUUCUGUAGAUAUGACUUUAAUGCCACUUUUUGGAACUUCGAGGACAGAGUAUUAUAGGCUAGUUGGUCAGACUGCUCUCUUGUGUAAAUGUCGUUCUUGAAUUGUCCUGCCUCUGUAAGAGAUUGUAUUUGCUGACUGCUACCCUUGGUACAAAUCUGUGCUGCAUUGUUCAAUCAGGAACUUAUUAGCACUCAUCUAUUUUAAAAGGGAUGCAUAUGCAAGUUCAUAAUUUUCCCACAGUGACCUUUUUAUAUUUGGUCAAUUUGAUUUAGUUGUUUUUACGUUGCUGUCUCCACAGUGGUCAAUCGGCUCAUCCUGAAGGAGUUGGUUUGGCAAAAGUAAUGCAGCAAUACAUGUUGGGGGGGGGCAAGCUUUUUCAGAAACCUUCCCAUGAUAAGAAAGAUGACUUUGCAUGGUGGUAUAAUCAGCGGAGACUGCGUCCACCAACAUAUCAUUUUGUCUUGGGAAAUACAGUAAAUUUGUAUGUUUCUGCAUUUUAUUUUGAAUGAGGGCAAAGCAAAAAUUAUAUAAAGCGUAUAUUUUUGCUAUUCGGCUGCAGUCCAUUUUUUUGUAAUGUGUCCGCUGUAUAGUUCUGGCAACAGCUUUUUUUUUUUUUAUUAAGAUAAACUAAAAUCUCACAGACUCUCACUGCAAGGCAUGGAAAAGGCCAGCAUUCUGGCUGAAGCCACAUUACGGGAUGCACAGGGACAGACCGCACUUGUAUAGGCUUCUGUUGUCCUAGCCCCCUCUUACAUUAUGUUCCUUAUGCAGCUGAGUUUCAUCAUGUGUACUGGGUCAAAUAAACACUCAAAGCUUCA
Corythoichthys intestinalis (scribbled pipefish) is the source of this 4121-nucleotide messenger RNA. RefSeq names its product ETS variant transcription factor 5a (gene etv5a). The transcript has 13 exons. Bases 212 to 1801 code for a protein of 529 amino acids. Gene Ontology annotation, cellular component: nucleus. Gene Ontology annotation, biological process: regulation of transcription by RNA polymerase II; cell differentiation. The record is from RefSeq and is a predicted model, not a curated record. Gene Ontology annotation, molecular function: DNA-binding transcription factor activity, RNA polymerase II-specific; sequence-specific DNA binding. Lineage: Eukaryota; Metazoa; Chordata; Actinopteri; Syngnathiformes; Syngnathidae.